Molecule: messenger RNA, 2309 nt
Organism: Schistosoma margrebowiei
Lineage: Eukaryota; Metazoa; Platyhelminthes; Trematoda; Strigeidida; Schistosomatidae
Source: the annotation of a GenBank genome assembly
GUAUCCAACUUAAUGUAAUUUAAGUAGUGUUUAUUGAAUCAACUAAUAAUUGCUAGAGAAAAUAAACAACUUAGAACAAUUACUCUUUUCGAUAAAUUUGGAUAACAUAAUAUGAAAACGAAGAAUACCAAAAAUCUGAAAAUCUGCGUCCUCUCGAAUAAAUAAUUUAGAUAUUCUCCGAACACACAAUACAUAUUCAUAACAAUCUAGUCUCCAUGACGUCAAUCACUUCAAGUUCACAGAUUAUGAAGUACUUCAUAUAUAUUUCGAUCUUAUUCAGCUGUGAGCUUUCUUUUUUGCUUUUCAAAUGCAACGUCAACAUUGCAUACUACUUAUUUCCAUGACAGCAUUACUAAAAUUAUCUGUGAAUUAAUGCAGAUGGAUGCAACUGACUCACCUAGUUCGAAAAGCGUAAUGCUACUUAAAUUAACUAAACAUAGCAUUACUCCUGGUAUCUAUAAUGGUUUACAUAAUUUUUAUUCUAGUGAUAACAAUCCAUUAUUUUUCAAUAUUAUUUGUUUUUACUAUGAUAUCUUACUGAUAUGAACCUCUCAAUCCUUUACUUUAAAUAUCUAUAGGUAUAUCGUGAUGAUUGAAAAUUUUCAAAGCGUGUUUUGUAUUAAGCUCAUUAGUUUACGACUGUAAGAAAGGAUAAGAAAAUCACUUAAGUUUUACUAUGCUUUACAUGUAUUAAAUUGAGUUCUUUUGAAAAAUUUUCAUCAGAAUUUUCCGUUUUAGUAUGGAAAUUUUUAUAAACAGGUAUUCUGUGAAGGUUAUUUACAGUGCCCACGAAAAGGACAGUGGUGCUCUUGGUCACCAAUCAUUCAACACUGCACACGUAAUUGUGGACCACGUGGGAUGGGAUUAAGAUUGCGCCAGUGUGCUUGCCCAAAACCGUCGCAAUAUGGUGCGGACUGUGAAAUACCACCAGAGACAGCAGAAAUGGCAGUUAAUCUGUCAGUUAAUAACAGUACUGACGCUCCAACGGGAUCUGCACUCGAAGCAAUACUUAAAGGUGAAGGAUUAUGGGAACCAUGCAACCGUCAUCAUUGUUCAUAUUUAAAAACAUUAAACACUGAAGAAGAUUUAUUAUUAUUGGAGGAUUUAAAUCUUCAAAGAGCAGAAGAUGCCUGGAUAUCAUCAGGUGGUCUACCACAGAGAAUUCAUGGUCCCUUAAAACUUUUCUGUCCAUCAUCACGUAAUUCUCGUAAGAAAAUAUUCGAUAAAUCUGAACGCUUUCCAAAAUCCAAGUUUUACUGGACUCGUUCAAUUCCCACUUCUUCAAAAGAACCCUAUUAUAUUCCGGGAAUACCAAUAAAAAAUUCAAAUCUAUUUAUCGUUGAAAAUGAUCACUUGACUAUUCAUAGUUUAGACCCAUCGACUAUGGGGAUUUAUCGAUUUGGUUACGAGUAUGAACCUGGCUAUUUCGAAACAAUUUGCUUUUUUCCUGUUUAUAUUCAUCAAUGGCAACAAGUAUUAUCUCAUGGAGAAACAUUUGACUUAGUUUGUAAUUCAUUGGGAUUAUGGCCUAUUAUAAGUAAAUCUACCACAACAAAAUGGUUCGUUUAUUGGAACGUAACUUUAUUGGAAAAAGAAGAGCAGAAUGAUAUAGAAAAGCAUAAAUUAUGGUGGUAUACAGAACUAAAAAAUCCUCAUAUCAAUAAACAUGAAGGAAAUAAUUCAUUUGACAAUCAGACUGAUAAUCCAACAAUUUUCGGAACACAAUUCACAUUAUGGGAUACAGAAUAUCAGAGACUGUAUGAUACUGUGAAAAAAAUGACAGGAUAUUAUGAAUGUCAUAUAUUUAAUCAACUUAAUUCCACAUAUAAUCGAACAUUUAUCACGCAAUCAAUUCAUCUUAUAAUAAAAUCACCUCCAAAUAUAUGGACUUUAGUGAAAGGCUGGUGUUUACAGCAUCAAAUAAAUUUAAUAAUAUUAUUUUUGAUAAGUAUAAUAACAAGUCUUUCAUAUGCAACUUAUAAAUGGACAAUAGCAAAGAAAUUAUCAAAACUAGAAAUUCAAAUGAAUGAAACAAUAAAGCAUAGACAAAGUACCAAUUUUGAUGACAUUUACAUUAUCAACUAGUUUCGGCUACUUGGUAACAAACAUGCUUUAAUGCAAUCGACAUGAAUUCAGUUUGACUGAGUUUGUAUGAAAGUAACACUUCAAGAGCAAUUAUACUGCAUAAAUAACGUAACAACAGGAGAGCUAAAUAAACUAUUAUCAUGAAAGGUAAUAUCAAAAUGUAGAAAUGUGUUAAUACAUUAAUUGCUUACAUAGAAAAUGUAAUUUUCUUUACAAAAAUAUGC